GGCAAUAGAGAGCAAAACUUAGCGUAUACUCCUGUUUCAACUGCAGGAAGCUGGUCCGGAACAUGGCGAUGUAUCACUCGUCGCUGGUUGGAAGUUGUUGGCCAGUGGUCGGUGGCCACCGUCCACGAUAAAACAUAGUUCUGUUACUCGGAAACUCAAGCACAAACCCCUUUUCCACCUGCCGUUUGAGGUCUGUUUUAGUAGGAGCGGCGCGGUCCGCUCGGUUUCUUUCAACACCACCCAAAAAAGAAAAAAAAAACAGAAAGCCCGCCUUUGCACAUAGCAUUCGCCGCCAGCGCUUCAAGGAAAACAAUACGGUUACAUAAGCUACAUCCAAAAACUAGGGAGAGUAUCGCAGGAGUAAAGGGCCGAUUUACUAUUCAAGGCAUUGUUUUACUCUGCAAAAUGUCGGGCGUAGUAAAAUGCAUUGUUCACUGCGUCAGCAGCGAGAUAGUGAAGUGUUCUUUAUACUCUGUCCUUCUGAAAGAGUGGAAUGCCCGUUCUGCUCUUGCAGCAAUUGAGAAACAGUGAGAGAUCUGUGAAUACUAUCGCGUUCCACUCUUAAGGCAGAAUCUUAAGCGUCCUCCCAAAUGUGUUGAAGGUGAUGGAAAAUUAUGUCAAGGAUUUUUUCGUCGUGGGACACGUGGCGUGGACAGGAUCGCUGCGCCUAGAACUUUCUAAUUGCGUUUCGGAUUACGUGUGACCGUUGCCUGACCUUUCUUUUUCAGCUACUGUUCUUCCUCAGCAAUUGCACCCAACCGGAGAAGAACGAGUCAGUAUGGGCAACGCUGAAGAAUAUCUUCGUCGAGAACCAGCUCCAAGGCUGGCCUUUCAAGAAGGACCCUAAGGUGCUGAGGAUCUCGGACACGGCCAUGGUUCUGGACAAGUACGUCGGUCUGUUCGCCUUCGUCAAGGUGUCCUUGCGCAAGGACCUCGAAGACGACGACUACGAAGUACACCUGGAGGCUCCGGAGCUGAUCCUCAAAAGGCACCAGUUCGUGUACCCGAACGAAUCGGUGGCCGACUACGCCAAACGGGUCGAGAGGCUCAUGUCGAUCUUCACCGAUGCCAGCAUGGUCAAGGCCGCCGAGGACGUCGUGCAGCUGGAACAGAGACUCCUGCAGAUCAAGGCGCCUCGGAGGUUUCUGCCGUACGACAACCGGACGGCCACCAUCAAGGAGCUCCAGCGCCGCAAUGCAUGGCACUGGCUGACCUACCUGAACUUCCUGCUGGAGGACGCGGGCGUCCAGUUCCACCGUCAGUCAAGUGUGGUGGUCUUGGACCGCGAGUACGUCACACGCCUCUCCCUCCAGCUGAGCAAGUUCUCGGGCAAGACGCUACUCAACUACCUCGGCUACGCCCUGAUAGUCAAGUUCUCCCCCCUCCUCCCCAGCGACGUCGACUUCGUCGUGCCGCUGAGCCACGAAAACUACCUCGAGACAGUGCCCGAGCGCCUGCAGGCGUGCGUCCACAUGCUCGAACACCUGUGCCCGUACUUGGUCCGCAAGAUGGCGCGCAUGACGAUCGGCCGGGAGAACGCGACCACGCCUCAGUGGCACUACGACGAAGAGAUGCACAAGCUGAUUUACCUCGUCAGGGAAAGCAUGAAGCAGACGGUACAGAGGGCGCCCUGGCUGAGUCAGGCCGAAGUGGACGCUGCGUCGCAGAAGAUCGACAAGCUUCGAGUUGACUUUCUGGCCGCCAGGGAGAGCGAGGAGCAGGUGAACGCCUACUAUCCGCAGUUUGUGAGCCCGUUCCCGGCCAGCGACGCACUGCUGGGCUACUACAAGCUUCUGAACGAGACCAUGACCUUCUACUGGAUCACAAACUCGUCGUAUGACCUGGACGCCCGCUACCAGGCCUCCUCUCUGGUCGCCGGAGAGGUCGAGUACGUCGCCGAGAAGAACCUCAUCUUCAUUCCGCACGGCCUCAUUGCGUUCGCCAGCAACAUCACGCCGACGUUCGACCCGCUGUUCGUACCGCUCAUCGUGCCCGCCAUCUUGCGCGCCAUGUUCGCCGCCAUCGACCGGCGCGGCUCGACCGUUACCUUCCAGAAACAGGUGGUGAACUGGUGGUCAAACGCUAGCCGGUUCAGGUUCGCCUCGAAGCUGCAGUGCUUCCAGGACCAAUACGCGGCCGAGGCGCAGAGCGCACUGGCCCUCGACAUCGACGAGGACUUCUUUCUGGACGAGAACGUCGCGGACAACGCCGUCUUGCACCCGCUGCACGACGUCUACCGCAAGGCGAUGCACCUGGCACGCCACACGCCACGCGACUCCCGGGUUCCGGGCCUGGAGACCAUGACCAUGGACAAGCUGUUCUUCGUCAACUACGCCGUGGCCCACUGCGACCGCAUCAGCCCCAACCUGGAACGCCGGCGGGUGCUCUACAAAGACGGAGUGCCGGCCAGACUGCGCGUAAACGUGCCUCUCAAGAACUACCCGAAGUUUGCCGAGGUCUUCAAGUGCCAGCACAACGCGCCCAUGAACCCGGAGAACCGUUGCGAGCUGUGGUGAAGCGAGAAUAAAGCCUUCGCUGCAGGGUCGUUAUUAUUGUCUUUGCGUUUAACUAUGUCAAUAUACGUAUCUCGUAAACUGACUAGCCUUUUGAAGACACUGUUAGAUGAUCUCCGUGCUAAAUCACGAAAAAAAUAAUCAGAUCAGCAAGCGUGCCCGAGGAUGUGUGAAUCCGUUAGCUUGACAGGUAAUCUAUGUGCUUUAGAAGCGACAUACGUAGGCCAGGAUUAUCACAACGGGCACGAUUUACGUUUAAGGGCAACAAAUUCGGGCAUGAUCAUUGGAUUAGGAACCGCGAGCCAUGCGCUACGUUAAAAACAGCACGCAGGAACUCCUCUGGUAAUUUCGCAAGUGUGCGUAAGCAUUGUGCCACUUGCUCCUCUCCACGCAGCCCGGAUGAUAUU
Dermacentor andersoni is the source of this 2920-nucleotide messenger RNA. NCBI's taxonomy places the organism in Eukaryota, Metazoa, Arthropoda, Arachnida, Ixodida, Ixodidae. The record is from RefSeq and is a predicted model, not a curated record.